AUGACUGUCUUUGUGGCUACACUCUUCCUACCUUACACCAUCAAUUUCGAUGUGCCCUCGAACUCUCCACCGGAGAGACCAGACCCUCAGAGAACCCAGUCGACUUUGGCUCAAAAGAUUCUUUCUCAACCUGCCGUGGUCGACACCCAGACCGUCAGCUUGUUCACACCCACCCCGGGCAUCGUCGCUGGCAUUACCCAGAGUCCCGGAUCUUUGAUCCAAACUCCAGGUGCAACAACAGAUCAUGAGAAGAUCUUCCUUCCACAUGUCGAACGACCGAUUAGCCUGACUCUGCCACGGACCAACCAAAAGUCUCGCCCUGCGGUGCAACGCGAUCCUCGAGCAAUCUCCCGUCACGACCUCCAUUCACCAGGCUGGGGCAAGACCUUUGGCUGGAAUCAACCCCCUUCACGUGCGAAAUCACCGCCUCCGAGUUCGAUCCUGAGGCAUGCGGCGGCCGAGGCCAAGGACAAACUCGACAAGGCUGCUGUGGCUGUCGUGUCCAAUUUACAGAGCAAGCGUGGGCGGCAACACAGGAGAACAAGGACAUUCAGCCACGAACAACGGUUUUCAGAAUACAACUACACCGUGGAGAAAGCGCUACUUGGAAAUGGGGGGCUGUUCAAUGCUAUUGAUGCUGCGGCGGAAGCAGGGACCCUGGAAGAAAAGACCUGGGUCGGGACCUUAGGUUGUCCCGCCGAUGCGUUGGACGAUCCUCUCAAGGAGAAUAUUGCAGAGAAACUGGAGAAUGACUAUGAUUCUCUAGCGGUCUAUGUUAGUGACAGCGACCUCAAUGGUCACUACGAGCAUUACUGCAAGACCAUUCUUUGGCCGGUCUUUCACUACCAGAUACCAGAUCAUCCGAAAAGCAAGGCGUACGAAGACCAUUCUUGGGUUUUCUAUGUCAAGGUAAAUGAAGCAUUUGCCGAUCGCAUUGCGAAGAACUACAAGAAGGGAGACGUGAUUUGGAUCCACGACUACCACCUGUUGCUUGUGCCUGGUCUGUUGCGACAGAGACUUCCGGAAGCGGAGAUAGGGUUCUUCUUGCACACUGCCUUCCCCUCGUCAGAGAUCUUCAGAUGUCUCGCCGUUCGGACUGAGCUCUUGGACGGCAUUCUAGGGGCCAACAUGAUCGGAUUUCAAACCGACGAGUACUGCCACCAUUUCCUGCAAACCUGCAGCCGUCUACUCAAUGUCGAAGCGACCAGACACGGGGUCAUACUGGAAGAUGGAAGAUUCGUCCAUGUCAACACUUGCCCCGUCGGCAUCGACCCCAAGUCCCUCGACCAGCAACGUCGCUUGCCUGAGGUGUCUGAGUGGGUGCAGAUUAUCACCGACAAGUAUCGUGGGAAGCGGAUCAUCGUUGCUCGGGAUAAAUUGGACAAUAUCCGUGGAGUCAGACAGAAGAUCCUUUCCUAUGAACUGUUUCUCAACAAGUAUCCCGAGUACAAGGAUAAGGUUGUCCUUAUCCAGAUCGCCACCUCUUCGACCGAAGAUCCCGAGUUGAGUGCCACGGUCGCAGACAUUGUCACUCGGGUCAAUUCGACCCAUUCAACCUUGGCACAUCAGCCGUUGGUGUUCUUGAAGCAAGACAUUGACUUUGCACAGUAUCUGGCCCUCCUCACCGUGGCAGAAUGUUUGAUGAUCACCAGCUUACGAGAAGGAAUGAACCUGACCAGCCAUGAAUUUGUGAUAUGCCAGGACGGCCAAUAUGCCGAAACCAAGUUCGGACCGUUGAUCCUUAGUGAGUUUACAGGUUCGGCCACCGUCUUCGGCCAUAAUGCAAUUCUGGUGAACCCAUGGCAUUACAGCCAAUGCGCUGCGGCCAUCAAGCAGGCGCUUGACAUGCCCGCUCCGGACAGGGAACGCCGGUGGAAGGCCAUGCACGAUAUUGUCGUGAAGCAAAACGCAGCCGAGUGGUUCGGGACCUACACCAAGGGGCUAGACCGCGCCUGGAAAGAACAUGCCAUUCGUGACUCUACGUCCGUGCCGCGUCUGUCACUAACCUCGGUGAAGCCCAAAUAUCUCCGAGCCGAGAAACGGCUGCUCAUCCUCGACUACGAAGGAACUCUGGCAUCUUGGGGAUCCCCAACCGACAUUAUCUUGACCACUCCCAAGAGAUCCAUUGAUGUGUUGAAUGAUCUGAUCGAGGAUAAGCGAAACACGGUCUAUGUCAUGAGCUCCAGAAUGCCCGAAGAAAUGGAGCGACUCUUCAGUCCAGUCAGUGGGCUCGGGAUGAUUGCCGAGAACGGGGGGUUCUUGCUGGAGCCCGGUUCGGACGAGUGGGAAGAGUUGGCCAACCUCGAACAUUUCAAGGAUUGGAAAGAGGGUGUCCGCAGCAUUCUUCAAUAUUAUGUGGAGAGAAUCGAGGGCAGUCGGAUCGAGGAACGGCAUUGCUCGCUGAUAUUCGACUAUAGCGACGCCGAGGAUCGGGCCGGAGCUUUCAAGCAAGCGGGCGAAUGUGCCAAUCACAUCAACGAUGCGUGCGGUAGCCAACAUGUGAAUGCGAUACCCAUUGAGGACGGACUGUUUAUCUCGGAGAUGGAUGUCAACAAAGGAUUGGCAACCCAGAUGAUCAUUGAUCAAGCCGAGAAGCAUGGGAUCCCAUUACCGGAGUUCCUCAUGGUGAUUGGUGAUUCGAGAGAAGAUGAAUACGUGUUCAACUGGGCACACAAACUCGAGAAGGCUGGCAAGGUUCGAGAUGUGGUGACUGUGACUCUGGGUGCCAGAAGCACCGAAGCUUCAGCCACGCUGACACAGGGCGUGACCGGGGUGUUGUCGAUCCUGGAGAAACUGGUGAGAAGUUCGCAGCAACCUGGACGUUGA
Capronia epimyces CBS 606.96 is the source of this 2826-nucleotide messenger RNA. RefSeq names its product trehalose 6-phosphate synthase. The transcript has 2 exons. The record is from RefSeq and is a predicted model, not a curated record. Gene Ontology annotation, molecular function: catalytic activity. Gene Ontology annotation, cellular component: cytosol; alpha,alpha-trehalose-phosphate synthase complex (UDP-forming). NCBI's taxonomy places the organism in Eukaryota, Fungi, Ascomycota, Eurotiomycetes, Chaetothyriales, Herpotrichiellaceae. Gene Ontology annotation, biological process: trehalose biosynthetic process. The coding region runs from base 1 to 2826 and encodes 941 amino acids.